Molecule: messenger RNA, 396 nt
Organism: Fulvia fulva
Lineage: Eukaryota; Fungi; Ascomycota; Dothideomycetes; Mycosphaerellales; Mycosphaerellaceae
Exons: 1
Coding region: 1-396 (131 amino acids)
Source: RefSeq, a predicted model, not a curated record
AUGGGUGGUGGCAUUGAUGGACUUUACGCCAUUGCUGGGAACGACUCAGACGACACUACAGAGUUCUCAGGUACCAACUUGACAGCAAGUAUCUUCGACAUCAACAAUGACAGCUACCUGGUACAAGAGAGUGGUGCUAUUGGCUACAUUGCGAACCAGAGUCCUUCGCCGGAUAUUCCCAUCGUGUACUGGACCGACCCUGAUACUGUACAGAAUACUGAUGGCUAUACUCCGUUGACCUGCAGAAUCAGUUGUUCGGCUGAUGGGGCUUGUCCGAUGACUUGCAAUGGAUUCAAUGGAACACAGAACAACUACUGUGAUGAUUUCUGGUACCUUGGGUGGCCGGAUGGUGCACCAUGUUCGAAUGCUUUCAACAUUUACGCUGUGUCCCUAUGA